CUACAUAUCCCGGCGGCCCCGGCGCCCAGGCUCCUGCCGCUGUAGCCUCAGCCUCUCCACAGCGACGGCGGCGGCCGCAGCGGCUGAGUCGGUGGCGGCGGCGGCGGCGGCGGCGGCAGCGGUGGCGGCUGAGGGCUGAGCGGCGAGUUUCCUAUUUAAAGCUGGGCUGCGAGGAAAAUGGCGGCCGGCGGAUCAGAAUACUUGCUGAACAGUGGAGUCAGAGACCAAUAAAAAUAAACUCCUACUUGAACAUCAUUUGACUGGUUAGCCAGUUGCUGAUGUGUAGUCAUGAUGAACGGAUUAGGAGACAACUCCUUGGAUCCACUGGCCCCAGAUUCACGAAAACGCAAAUUGCCAUGUGAUACCCCAGGACAAGGUCUUACCUGCAGUGGUGAAAAGUGGAGACGGGAGCAAGAGAGUAAAUAUAUUGAAGAAUUGGCUGAACUGAUAUCUGCUAAUCUUAGUGAUAUUGACAAUUUCAAUGUCAAGCCAGAUAAAUGUGCAAUUCUAAAGGAAACAGUAAGACAGAUCCGACAAAUAAAAGAGCAAGGAAAAGCUAUUUCCAAUGAUGAUGAUGUUCAGAAAGCUGAUGUAUCUUCUACAGGACAGGGGGUUAUUGAUAAAGACUCCUUAGGACCACUUUUACUUCAGGCAUUGGAUGGUUUCCUGUUUGUGGUGAAUCGUGAUGGAAACAUUGUAUUUGUGUCAGAAAAUGUCACACAAUACCUGCAGUAUAAACAAGAAGACCUGGUUAACACAAGUGUUUAUAGUAUCUUGCAUGAAGAAGACAGAAAAGAUUUUCUCAAAAACUUACCAAAAUCUACAGUUAAUGGAGUUGCAUGGACAAAUGAGACCCAGAGACAAAAAAGCCAUACAUUUAAUUGCCGUAUGUUGAUGAAAACACCACAUGACAUUCUGGAAGACAUUAACACCAGUCCUGAAAUGCUCCAGAGAUAUGAAACAAUGCAGUGCUUUGCCCUGUCUCAGCCACGAGCUAUGAUGGAGGAAGGGGAAGAUUUGCAGUCCUGUAUGAUCUGUGUGGCCCGCCGCAUUACUUCAGGAGAAAGAACAUUUGCAUCAAACCCUGAGAGCUUUAUUACUAGACAUGAUCUUUCAGGAAAAGUUGUUAAUAUUGAUACAAAUUCACUGAGAUCCUCCAUGAGGCCUGGCUUUGAAGAUAUAAUCCGAAGAUGUAUCCAGAGAUUUUUUAGUCUUAAUGAUGGACAGUCAUGGUCCCAGAAACGUCACUAUCAAGAAGCUUAUAUCCAUGGCCAUGCAGAAACCCCACUGUAUCGAUUCUCCUUGGCUGAUGGAACUCUCGUGACUGCACAGACAAAAAGCAAACUCUUCCGAAAUCCUGUAACGAAUGAUCGUCAUGGCUUUGUCUCAACCCACUUUCUUCAGAGGGAACAGAAUGGGUAUAGACCAAACACGAAUCCUGUUGGACAAGGCAUUAGACCUCCAGCAACUGGAUGCAACAGUUCGGUAGGUGGAAUGAGCAUGUCGCCAAGCCAAGGUUUACAGAUGCUGAGUGGCAGAACUUAUGGCUUGGCUGACCCCAGCACCACAGGGCUGAGUGGAGCAAGGUAUGGGGCUUCCAGUAACAUGGCUUCAGUGAACCCUGGACCAGGCAUGCAGUCACCGUCUUCCUACCAGAACAACAACUAUAGUCUCAACAUGAAUAGCCCUCCACAUGGAAGUCCUGGUCUUGGUUCCAACCAACAGAAUAUCAUGAUUUCUCCUCGUAAUCGUGGGAGUCCAAAGAUGGCCUCACAUCAGUUUUCUCCUGUUGCAGGUGUGCAUUCUCCCAUGGGUUCCUCAGGCAAUACUGGGAGCCACAGCUUCUCCAGCAGCUCACUCAGUGCCCUUCAAGCCAUCAGUGAGGGUGUGGGGACUUCUCUUCUGUCUACUCUGUCUUCACCAGGCCCCAAAUUGGAUAACUCUCCCAAUAUAAAUAUAACUCAACCAAGUAAGGUGAACAAUCAGGAUUCCAAAAGUCCCCUUGACUUGUAUUGUGACCAGAAUUCAGUGGAGACUUCAAUGUGUCAGUCAAAUAGCAGGGAUCACCUCAGUGACAAAGAAAAUAAGGAGAGCAGUGUUGAAGGGUCAGAGAAUCAAAGGGGUCCCCUGGAAAGCAAAGGUCAUAAAAAAUUACUGCAGUUACUUACCUGUUCUUCUGAUGACCGGGGUCAUUCCUCCUUGACCAACUCCCCUCUGGAUUCAAGUUGUAAAGACUCUUCCAUUAGUGUCACCAGUCCCUCCGGUGUCUCUUCUUCCACAUCUGGAGGAGUGUCCUCCACGUCUAAUGUGCAUGGGUCACUGCUGCAAGAGAAGCACCGGAUUUUGCACAAGUUGCUACAGAAUGGCAACUCCCCAGCUGAAGUAGCCAAGAUUACCGCAGAGGCCACAGGGAAGGACACCAGUAGUACUUCAUCUUGUGCAGAGGGAAAUGUCAAGCAGGAGCAACUGAGCCCUAAGAAGAAGGAAAACAAUGCACUUCUUAGGUAUCUGCUGGACAGGGAUGAUCCUAGUGAUGCCCUCUCUAAAGAAUUGCAGCCCAAAGUGGAGGGCGUGGACAGUAAAGUGAGUCAGUGCAGCAGCUCCAACGUUCCCAGCUCCAGUCAAGAGAAAGACUCUAAAAUUAAGACAGAAACCAAUGAAGAGAGAUCUGGAGACUUAGAUAAUCUAGAUGCUAUUCUUGGUGAUCUAACUGGUUCUGACUUCUACAAUAAUUCCAUAUCCACAAAUGGUAGUAUGGGAACCAAGCAACAUAUGUUUCAAGGACCUAAUUCUCUGGGUUUGAGGAGUCCGCAGUCUGUGCAGUCUAUUCGUCCUCCAUAUAACCGAGCGGUGUCUCUAGAUAGCCCUGUUUCUCUUGGCUCCAGUCCUCCAGUAAAGAAUAUCAGUGCUUUCCCGAUGUUACCAAAGCAACCCAUGUUGGGUGGGAAUUCAAGAAUGAUGGAUAGUCAGGAAAACUAUGGCUCAAAUAUGGGGAUGAUGAGGGAAAGCACUGUUGAAAUUGAUUGCAAAUUUCUUUUUAGGCCAGUUCUUAGGAAUUCCCUCGAUGAUCUCCUUGGGCCACCUUCUAACCUGGAAGGCCAGAGUGAUGAAAGAGCUUUGCUGGACCAGCUGCAUACUCUCUUGAGCAACACAGAUGCCACAGGCUUGGAGGAAAUUGACAGAGCUCUGGGCAUCCCUGAACUUGUAAAUCAAGGACAGGCUUUGGAGCCCAAACAGGACACUUACCAAGGUCAAGAAGCAGCUGCAAUGAUGGAUCAGAAGGCAGCAUUAUAUGGGCAGACAUACCCGGCACAGGGGCCUUCAAUGCAAGCCAGCUUUAAUCUUCCGGGACAAUCACCAUCUUUUAACUCUAUGGUGAAUCAGAUGAGCCAGCAAGGCAGUUUUCCUCUCCAAGGAAUGCACCCUAGGGCCAACAUCAUGAGGCCCCGGACAAACACCCCCAAGCAACUUAGAAUGCAGCUCCAGCAGCGGCUGCAGGGCCAGCAGUUUUUGAAUCAGAGCCGCCAGGCACUUGAAAUGAAAAUGGAAAACACCACUGCUGGUGGUGCUGCAGUGCUAAGGCCCAUGAUGCAGCCCCAGAUAAAUUCCCAGCAGGGUUUUCUUAAUGCCCAGAUGGUUGCCCAGCGCAGCAGAGAGCUGCUGAGCCAUCACUUCCGACAGCAGAGGGUGGCGAUGAUGAUGCAGCAGCAGCAGCCGCCACCACAGCAAACGCAGGCCUUCAGCCCGCCCCCUAAUGUGACCGCCACCCCCAGCAUGGAUGGGGUUCUGGCAGGGCCGGCAAUGCCACAGGCACCAACCCAGCAGUUCCCGUAUCCACCAAAUUAUGGAAUGGGACAACAGCCAGAUCCAACUUUCGGUCGAGUGUCUAGUCCUCCCAGUGCAAUGAUGUCAUCAAGAAUGGGUCCCUCUCAGAAUCCCAUGAUGCAGCACCCUCAGACUGCACCCAUGUAUCAAUCUUCGGAAAUAAAGGGCUGGCCGUCAGGAAAUCUGGCUAGGAACAGCUCCUUUUCCCAGCAGCAGUUUGCCCACCAGGGGACUCCUGCAGCAUACAGUAUGGUGCACAUGAAUGGCAGCAGUGGUCCCAUGGGACAGAUGAACAUGAACUCCAUGCCCAUGUCUGGCAUGCCCAUGGGUCCUGAUCAGAAAUACUGCUGACAUCUCUAUACCAGGACCUCCAAGGAAAUCACUGUACAAAUGACACUGUACUAGGAUUAUCAGGAGUAAAGAGUCACUGUUCUAGGAACCCAGCUUUGAAGGAUGGACCAGCUUUGAUUGCCUUCCAGGGUAUUCCAAGUGAUGACAUUUGAACAGGACUGUAUUCUAAGCUGAAGUGUGAUAUCUUCCUGUUUUUUUCCCCCUCUUUCUGUGUAUCAUGGAGUUCAAAACAUAUUUUUGGUGUUCUGCGUCUUAGGGAUGUGAUUCUGGAGGUAUGGAGUGUUACUGAUCACAAAAGUCCUGUGUCACUUCUUUCUGCCUGGCUAUCCAGUCUUUCAAAUAAAUGUAGGUGGGCCAGAGAACAUUGGAGAAACAGAGGACAUCUGGUUUCUGUACUUAGAGUAUUGGACCAAGACUAGUAGUCCCAGUCUACAUGGUUUUUUCCCUACCAGGUAGCUCUGUGUUGACCCUCUGUCCCGUGGAAUUGGCAUUUCCAAGUUCUUGUCCUUUAAUGAUAGUGUUGAAUUGCUCUGAUCCUAGGAUCCUGUUGUUCUAGGCUUUUUCUUAACUAGGAUUCAUAUUCGUCCUGAUGUUUUGUAAUGCUUCACUUACAGGAAUCAUCCUUGAUGUCAAAUGGCUUUUACAUAAGGCAAAACGAGAUGACAGUAUUUAAUUGCAGCAGUAGCAAUUUUUCACAUGCUAAUGUGCAGCCAAGUGCACUUUAUUUAAGAAAUGAUGGAUAAAUGCAAUAUUCUGAGGUCUUGAGGAAUGAUGAACCACAUUCCUGGUUUUUGUCUAAACUAAUAUGUUGGGCAAGAACUGUGAUUUUUGUUGUUCUUGUUGAAAGUAUUGGUGUCACCCUUAGCCUAUAUGGUAAAGCAAUAAUGCUUUUUGAAAAUAAACUGCAGAAAAUCCAAGGCCAGGUACUGCAUUCUGAAUCAGAAUCUCGCAGUGUUUCUGUGAAUAGAUUUUCUUUUGUAAAUACAGCCUUUAAGAUACUGUAUUAUGUAAAAUAUGUACAUACCUUUUUUGUAGGUCAGAACAACUCAUUUUUACAGAGUUUGUGAAGGUAAAUAUUUAACAUUGUUGAUUUCCGUAAGCUCAGUGUGGUGAGGUUACAAACUGAAGAGAUAAACCCUGAAUUUUGUGGCUGGGGCAGGGACAGCAGUUCACCGCUUAUCCUUCCCCAGCCUUAGAGGCCUCGCUCUUUUCAAUCUCUCAAUCCAAACACUUUUUAAAGAGAUCAUUUGUUUAGAUGUAGGCAUUAAAAAAAAAAAUUUUUUUUUAAAUUCCUCUACCAGAACUAAGCACUUUGUUAAUUUUGGGGUAAAGAGUAGAUAUAGGGGGAAAAAUGUAUCAAGAAUUUAAAUAGAUCAAACAAUUUGAUUUAAAAAGAAUCUUGGAUUUUAAGUGGUCUAUAAACAAUAGCAAUUUAUGUUUUUUUUAAAAAAUUGAAUGGUGUCUUUUCAUCCAUUUUAAGAGUGCUCUAAGGUUUUGGUUGCUAGAACCUGAAUCCCACAUUGAGAUCUCAGAAGUGGAAUCCUUGAUGUGUGGCUUCUGGUGUAUGCUCUGCUGUCUUGUCAUUUUACUGUGUGAUGUCUUCAUUGCCCCUGAGAAUUAGAAUAGUGUCAUGGUUAUUUAAGGAGCUCAGUCUCCAAAACAGCCAGUUUUGCAUAAUUCAAAGCUGUGGUCUGACUGAGUGCCUUUGCACUCCUUCCCUCUCCUGCCGCUGCCCCUUUCUGCUGUUGCCACUCCUUGUUACUUGUUCUGGUUAGUUGGGAAUAAGGAAAAAAAAAAUCAAGUCUAAUUCUCUUUAUCUGCUCUUUUAGGUCUAAGUAGUUGAAUAAAAUUGGGUUUUUUGAGUAUCUGAAUUUCAAAUGUCUCUGCUAGCCUUGGUGUAAUUUCCUAGCAAUAAUUGAAAGCCAGUUAAUUUUUUUCUAUUUCACACAUCUAGCCAGUCUCUCUAGGUGUCUCUGAAGGUAAGAUCAUUUAAUUUCUUUGAUUUAUGAGUAAGUGAAACCUGUAUUUCUAGAAUCAUCACUAGAGUGGAGUUGAGUUUGGCACCCCCUAAUCCCUGCCCACCACCCAGUUAAAAAUAAAUGUAAGAUUGUAAGUCCAUCAACUUCCAUCAUAGUGGCCUGUACUUUUUCAGAUAACAUAUUUUGCUGUCUGGAGGCAGAGGCAUAGCUGAGUAUGAGUCUCUGUCU
Manis javanica (Malayan pangolin) is the source of this 6383-nucleotide messenger RNA. NCBI's taxonomy places the organism in Eukaryota, Metazoa, Chordata, Mammalia, Pholidota, Manidae. The record is from RefSeq and is a predicted model, not a curated record.